AUGCUUUCGUUUCGAUUCGUUCUGGUCUUCUUUGGCCUUGCCUCUGCCUUUCCUACCAUCGACCCAGCAUCUGAGAAACAUUCCGAAAUCAAACGGCAGCUCGGUCUCCCAAUCAAUUCAUUGUCACUACCUGGAUCUCUCAUUCCACCUGUCCCGGGUCUAACAGAGCUCAUCAACAACGUCGCUCCACCGUUACCUAUCCUUCAGAUACCCACGCCACCAUUACCAAAUCCAGGAUAUGUCGGGAGUAACAUCCGGCCGCGCAAAUUUGGCUUUUUCUGGACCUGUGCAGGUGACAACAAGCAUGCAGACUUUCUCGCUUCAUUCAGUCUGGAUGAUGACACGUUCGGGACCCUUUUGCGUGUCGUUGAGGUUCCUUCCUCUGGAAACAAUCCACACCACAGCGGUGUCUCUACCGACGGAAAAGUUCUUUGGGGCGGAGGCCUCCUCAGCCUUUUAAAGACUCAAGACACGGGCUUCUACUUCGAUGUAUCCGAUCCGUACGAGCCGAAGUUCUGGAAGAGUGAUCGAGCUCUGCUUGCCUCGAUCGCCGACGAGAUCGUUGCAAAACCUGAUGGAGGCUUCUUCAUUACGUAUAUGGGAAGCUUGGUCGGGACAUCACCCGGUCGACUUAUCGAGACUGACGCCUCGUAUAAUAUCAUACAUGAAUGGCCGGAAGACCUCGACGGAACCUUGAAUAUUCUCGGGGAGCAGUUCUCGCCUCAUGGUCUCAGCAUCGAUUUCAAUCGUGAUCUGAUGCUGACUUCAGACUUCGUGAUACCUGUGACAGUGCUGAAGCCCUCGCUGACUGGAAUCGUGAAGGCCAAUACCCUUCGACUUUGGAACUUGGCCACUCGCAAGAUCAUCAACACCAUCACUAUCCCGGACGGUGGCGGUAUUCAAGAUGUCAAGUUCAUUCCCGGCAACCCUGAGGCUGCUGCAAUUGCCACAGCCGUGCAUUUAGGUCAAGUCUGGAUCAUUUACCCUUACCGAACAGAUGAGAAGGGAAAGCCGGGUCUUACUCGUAUGCUGUACGACUUUGGCAUGCCUGAUACCACGGCGGUCUAUUCCACACUCUCGAAGGACGGACGAUUCGCAUACUUCACUUUCACCACUGCUAACCACGUCGCGGCUUUGGAUAUUACGAACCUGGACCACCCAAUUCGUCUUGACAACCCUUGGGAGAAACAGCCCCUCAUCGGUCCUCACUACCUCAAGCUAACUCCUGAUGAGCGUGCGCUUGUAGUCACAGACUACUUCGUGCAGACGAACGGACUUGGUAUUAUCGAUACUCCAGCAGACUUCAAAGUCCAGUACAUCGAUAUUCUACCAAAUGGUGGCUUGCACUUCAAUCGUACCAUCGAUUUCCAGAGCAUAUUUCCCCAGUAUGGCGGCGCCAAGCCACAUUCAUCUGUGAUUUUCGACUUAUCAGAUCCAUGGCAUCCGAGGUGGUACUAAAGAAGGAGUCUGGGUAGAUACGAAUGUCAGGAGCACUGCCCGCGCCAUUGGGCAUAGCAUAUUGUCUUUACCAGUACAUAUAAGAUGAUUUCGGCAGAAGUAUAAUGUUUAAUGUUUAAUUAAUACUU
Molecule: messenger RNA, 1586 nt
Organism: Pseudocercospora fijiensis CIRAD86
Lineage: Eukaryota; Fungi; Ascomycota; Dothideomycetes; Mycosphaerellales; Mycosphaerellaceae
Exons: 10
Coding region: 1-1458 (485 amino acids)
Molecular function (GO): protein binding
Source: RefSeq, a predicted model, not a curated record